GGGAACAGACAGAAUGGCCGCCGCGGCUCCCGCUCCUGCCGCCUCGCAAUGCCGGAGUCCCCGCUGCACGGCGGAGCGUAGGGGAGUCCGCCGCGAACUCGACUCCUGGCGGCACCGGCUCAUGCACUGUGUGGGAGGAGUCGCCGAGGACGGGCUAGGUACUACUCGCUCAGGAAAGGCGUGUCUGCUGGGGGGGCAGAGGUAGAGAGAUGUCCCUUCUCCUGAUUUAGUCCCUGCCUACACAACUAUGUCGGUGAGGAGGGUUUUGAAAGUAUUUUAGAAGGGCUUUAUGGACCAAGGCUACGAAGAGACCUCAGUUUAUUUGAAGACUGUGAACCAGAAGAAGUGACUGACUGGUCUAUGGAUGAAAAAUGUUCCUUUUGUAAUUUACAUAAAGAAACAGUCGGUGAUCAUACAACAGUUAUUGGUUCUUUGCAGUCAACGCCUACAGAGGAACUAUCAUCUCAGGGCCAGUCCAACACUGAUAAAAUUGAAUGCCAAGCAGAGAAUUACCUAAAUGCACUCUUUCGCAAGAAAGAUCUUCCUCAGAACUGUGAUCCUAACAUUCCCCUAGUUGCUCAGGAAUUAAUGAAAAAGAUGAUCCGUCAAUUUGCAAUUGAAUACAUUUCAAAAAGUAGUAAAAUGCAAGAAAAUAGAAACGGUUCAUCAUAUGAAACGAGUUUGAUACAUAAAGGUAUCCAAAUGAACCAAACAGAAAAUUCACUUCAGGAAGAACAGGAUAGCCCUCUAGACCUCACUGUGAAUCGAACACAAGAAAAUACUCAGCAAGGGGAUGGAGUGCUAGAUCUCUCUACAAAAAAAACAAGCUUGGAACAGUCGGCGUAUGAUGGAUCAUGUUCUGAAAAUUCAGUGUCUGGUUCAAGCACAGCCGCUGGUUCAAAAUCAGAGGAAACAACUAAAUUGGAAAGCGGAAACUCUGCUCUAAGCAAGGUUUUGGAGUCAUUAUGUUCAUAUCAUUGGCAUCAGAUUUUAGCUAUGUUGAAAUUUUUAAUCCAAGAUCCAAGUAUUCAUUGCAAUUGCCCUUUGCCACAUACUAUAUAUUCUGAAACGGUUGAAGAUGAUGUACAUGUUCCAGUCUGCAGUUGUGAUGGCUACAUGUUAAUGAAAAGAUGCUGUUUACAAACUCAAAGGCCAAAUACAUGUUUAUCACCUCUGUCUGUCUAUGUGACAGAUUGUUUGCCGUGCCAGUCUGUGGCUCCUGGAUAUUUUAACACAGUGGUGGACAAAGGGAGUAAUGUGCCUUGUAAUCUUCGUAGGUGCUGCUCCAAAGAAAUACAACAGUGUAAGAGCCACUCUUCAAAAGCAGCACUUUGUAAUCUCUUUUCGGUAGGGCAAAAGAGUAACAAGGCUAGCAGAGGCCGCAGCCCUUCUCCACCUCCAUUAUCACCUGUGGAAGCUGAUUCUUUGGAGGAACUGACUGAAGGAUCUCGAGCUUUAGGUAGUCGACUUGAAAUGAAUGCUAACCAGCCUCCAUCCCUCUUGCCAGCUGAAAGAAGUUUAUGUGGACAGAAAGAUAAAAUAUGCAUUGCAGAACUGUCUGGGAACUUUGAUGAAACUUUUCUAAGUACCAAUCAAGAAAAUAGCCUCAUUAAUUCUGAUAAGUUUGAAAAGGUUGAAAAUGCUGCCGCAUUUCAAGAUUUAAUGGAUCGAAUCAAUGAGAAAUUAAAAUCAAUAGAAACUAUUGACAUAGCAAACCUUGCAAAAUUAUCUAAGAGUGAUGGAAGAACAGAAGCUGAUAUUAAAUUGCGGAACUUCAUAACAUCUCUCUUACACAACACUAAGGCAAAUGAUUAUAAUUUUAUGGAGCUAUUGAGCCAACAUGACAAAGAAGUGGAAAAUAAAAUUAUCCAAACAAGAUUUCGUAAACGGCAAGAAACCUUGUUUGCAAUGCAUAAUUCCCCUGAUUCAUCAUUGUUUAGACGACAAUCUUUGCAAUUCAAGAGGGAGCUUGCUAGUCUGGAUGAAACCUUUAUAAGGAAAAAGGCAAGUUCAGAGAGAAAUACAAAAAAGCCUAUUAAAAAUGACAAACUGUCACCAAGCAAAACUGACAAUCAUAGUGCAUUAAAAGAUCUUGCUUUACAAAAUCAUGAAAAUAAAGGGAAGAUAUCUUCUCCCAUUAAAUCAAGGUCUUUACAAGUUUGUCAAGAUGAGUCGCUAGAACUACCUCUGAAUAAUUUAGGAACCAAUUCUGGCUUUGUGGCAUUUUCCGAAAAUAGAUCUACAAUAUCCCAUACCAACUUGGCUAAAAUGCAUGGAAAUUGUGGAGUAAAACUUCCUAGGGAUCAGGUCCCUAUGAAUGGAGAUGAUGAUGGAAUGUUGGAUAAGACCAAACAUAAUAUCCCUCCUAUGUGGUGCUCUGUGUAUGUAACUAACAAUAUUUUAUUUCAAAAAUCCCCAAAGGCAAAAAAACCAUGCAACUGUAUGGAUAAAGAGAAAAUGCUUAAAGAUUUUCAGGCCAGAACAUGUAGCAAUGAAGAUAUAAAUAAGAUUGUAAGAAACACAAAUCUACACGUUGUUGUAGAACGUUUGGAGGAUACAAUAAACAUGGCAAAAAAGACUAAUAACCCAUUGUUUAAAGGUUAUAAAAUAUCGAGCAAACUGAAAGACAUUCACAAGCAUGAUGCCAACAACAGUUCUAAAAGUGGCUGCCUUAUUAGCAUGAGUGAAACUGGAAGUAAGGGACAAUAUGUACUAUCACAGGCUCAUGUACCAUGUAGCAAUAGUAGCAAAAAGGACUGUGUGUCAACAAAGGAAAAAGUUGUGUCUGAUGAAAAAUAUAAAAGCCUCCUGAGAUCUUCAUUUGAUUCAGGUGUAUUGACUUCCAAUAAUGAGGACCUACAAACAAGUUCUAAUACUGGGGAUAGUUCACCAGUUGUAAAUUACACUAGUCCCAUAAAACUUAUGUUCCUUUCAGAGAUUAACAGUAGUGAAGGAGUCAAAUAUACCCUAACCUCUGUUGAUGAUUCUGCUAAAUUAAACAUUGAUCUUUAUUCUGUUCAGAGUAAAACAAGUGCACUGUCAGAAAGACAGGCAGAAGCAAGGGAUCUUGCUAAAAAUGUUUCCACUGAAGAAUGUGGCUAUGGUGAUAGUGAAAAGAGUUAUCAUAAAAAUGAAGUGAAUUUUGUGUUUCCUGCAAUAACUGGUAAUGAAACAAAUACUGAUGAAAAUAAGCCAAAUGAAGAUCCUGUAGAACAAAAUGGCACUGGAUCCUCCCUGAAAAGAAAACCUGGCCGACCCAAGAAAAUUGGCCCUCAAGUUGUGAAACAGAUUAAACGGCCAAUUGGGCGGCCUCCAAAACCUAAGGUAGACGUAGCUGAAAAUGCCAACCAUCCAAGUGAUUCCAUUAGUGCUAGGAAAAGUGCCAGCUCUAAUACAGAAGUUCUAGAAGAGGAAAACAUUAACAAAAAUAUUAUUGUGACAGUUGUCUUUGGAAGGUCACGAAGAACUAAGAGAUGUGUUUCUGAAGGUAGCCUAAAUGUAAUUGAUCGGUUAGCAGCCCCUCAGGAUGAUGGUAGCAAUGUACAUGAAUCUGGUCAAAUAAGGCAGAAUGUAGGAACCAGGAACAAUUCGCCAAAAAUCAAAGCUAUGCAAAAUGGUGCAAAUGAAAAGCCCUCUGCAUCUGGCUAUGAAUAUGUUAGACCUCUAGAGAGCGGCCCUGUGCUACCAGCCCAUUGCAGCAAUAUUAUAAGACCAAACCAGAAGCCUUUAAAUGUUAUUAGAAAACCUGGUAGACCAGCAAAAGUAAAAAUAUCUGGCAUAUCAGUGACUGUUAAUCAGAUCUCAUCUCAGGAAAGAAAAGUGAGUAUUAGCAGCUGCCUGCCUCCUUUAGAACAAGAGACUGUGUUAGAAAAAAAGGAGUCAUCUAAGCAGGAUGAUAAGUCAUCUAAGCAGUGCAAUAAGAGAGAUGAUACAAAAAGUUCUCAGAAUGACACAAGCGAGGAAUGUUCACACCAGAAGAUUACAACAGCCUCAAGAAAGCCUGAAAUCCCUUUGAGGCAAUCUCUUAGAGAUAGAAGACCAUCACUGCCUUUCCUACAUUCCUUAGCAUCUUCUAGCUCAUUAUCUUGUAGAAGUGCCUUUCUACACAAAUCAUAUAAACUCUGUUUUAAAAAUACUAAAGAGCAAAAAAUAAGACAUCACUUAGAUAUGACAUCUAAAGAUACCUCAGUGAAUGAAACUUCAGAAAAUGCAAAAAAACUUUCAAAGAAUAAUAAAUUCAGGGAUAUUAAUGAAAUGUCAUUGGAUCCCAUCAUUUCAUCCAAUCCUUCCCUUAGGUGGUGGGAUCCUUCCAUUUCUAAUGAUUCCCUGUUAAAAGAACUAAAUAGUAGAUAUGAACAGAUAACAAACACUUGGUUGCACGUGAAUGGAGAAGAACUUGAAAAAUGUCUGUAUGAAGAAGACUGUGGCAUUGAUGUAUCAAACCCUUUGGACUCCUGUAUUUUACAGCUUGAAAAUUCACCCAUUAAAAUGCUUUUCCAGAAGAAAUGUAGUCUCGAUGAACUGUGCACAUGGUUUAUGCAAACAACAGAAACACAGUCACUCUCAUUAGUAAGAAAGGCCAAUGCUCGCAAUCCUUUUGAAGUGAUUAGUACAAGGCAGUUUAAAAUGGGAACAAGACAAUCUGAUUGUAAUACUAAUCCUUUCAGAAAGCACUUUAAAAAGUUUGCACUAUCAACACCUUCAAAAUUGGCUGGAAAGUUACAAAUCCUACAUAAAAUAGUCAGGUCUCAAGUCUUAAACAGGAAACAUAACUUCACAUUAGCUAAAUUCAGACGAACCAAAUUUGAGAAUUUACAGCAUGAUCGGUGGAGACAAGUGAAAAAACUGUAUCAUCAUGGAACGAAUGACUGGAAAUCGAAAAAAAGAAACUUGCGGUUCUUCUGCCAAAGUCACUGUUUUGCUGAUGCAAGUAGGAACAUGAACAACAAAAUAUGCAUGCGCCGGGAAAAUGGCACAGUAGAAACCCAGUUGCCCACAAUGCUGGUGGAAUCUCAUAGUAUCACUCCAUCAGUUGGAACUGAAAUUGGAGAUGCAGCUGUUCAUCAGAAAAUACAAGUGUCUGACCUCAGCAUGCAGUCAGUACAUUGCAACCAGAAAAAUAUUGGGAAAGCACAAGCCCCUGGUGAACUUGGUGAAGGUGCAUGGAAAGACAAAACCUUUAAGGAUUGUAGAAUAUUUUUGAAGAAAAUCAAUCCUAUAGAAGAGCAGCAUGCCUUUAAUAGAAACACUACAAUUUGCACUCCAGAAUCUGUUGAUGUUAGCACCAGUUGCAGCUCUUUUCAGGAAAAAAGACUUUGUACUCUAAGGUCCCAUUCUGCUAAGCAAAACAUGUCUGAUAGGUGUGAAAAGGAUGCAGAGAUAUCUAAAGGAACUGAGCAUUCCAGCUUGGUUAAAGGGCACCAUAUUGAACAAGACAGCAAGAAAUCCAGCAAACGUAUCACCUUGGAUGAUGGCCCUACUGAGGUUCCUAAAAAAAUGAAUAAGAGGAAGAUGCAGUGCAAGCCUGCUGACACAAUGAUAAGAAAAAGGAAUAAGAGACGAUUAUGCAGUGCUGGCCAAGUAUCAAGUUGUUACUCAAAGUACCAACUAGGGCCUCUUAAACCUGUUGGGCUGCCUUUGCUGGGUGGAUUUGCAAGCAGAGCUGUUGAAUACUCCAUGAUCCCAUUUCAGUUGCCUCUUCAUGGAAGUUCCCAAGUCUAACAGCACAACACAUGAAUACUCGAGAUGAGUCCAUCUGUCACCUAGUCCCUGAUAAGCAUGCAAUACUGUGAAUGAUUGUAAAAACUGAGCAAGUCAUUGCUGUAAUAACUGCUUCAAAGAGCUAGGCUGUCACGUGGUGCAAGGCAGCGUGUUCCAUCUGGGCUAAGAGCUGCUUCUGAUGUUCAGGCUCAGUCCACCAGGAAACCCUCCUGGGGCCCUGCAUGUUAUAAGGAAGCAUCUUAUGACUGACAUCUGAACCUGUAUGCCAAAGUCUCUUAAGAAUGGUUAGCCAUUAUUCAGUUGUGCCCAGAUGUUGCAUGCUUGGCAAACUGGCUUCCAGAGGUUCCCCCGCCCCCAAGUGCAUAGUAAAAUGGAAUUGUUGUCUAACCGUUUUUAUGUGACAUUUUGCAUGCAUCUUAAGAUCUAGGUCUUCAGAGACACGUCUUUAAAAAAGAACAUUGGAAACAACCCUGCCGAAGGUAUCUGAUAGCAGCUUCAGAAACAUCUCUCUGGUGUUGUUGAAAUUGCUAUAAUGAGCCAUAUCUAUUUUUAUGUGUAUGUGCUUUUUCUGUGUUGAGAUUAGCUUUUGUCUGCAGAGCUUCCUUAAAAUUCUCCCUUUUGACAAGAAAGGCGAUAAAGGAUUUUUACUGGAUACCCUGGACUUCUGCACUGCUUUCUCAGCUGAGACAGGCUUACAAAAAUGUAACUCUAGAAGCCAUGGGCUCAGCUAGAUAACAUGUAGACUACAUCAGCAUCCCUAGUGAUUCACUGGGGUUAGCAUUAUUUGAGCCCUUAGUUGCCACAGUGUUAGAAGGGUUUCCCCCAGCCUAGGCUCCAGUGCAGUUCUAGUUAAGUGGAACGGUCUACAUCCCAAGCUGCAUCAAAAGACAUGUCCAGCUGGUCUCAUUGGGCCCUAGUCAGCAUCAUGAGCAGUGCACGGCCAUGUUAGCAGGAGCCUGCUCGCUCAUGCAUAGGGCUGCACAACUUUGGCUCUUCAGCUGCUACUGGACUACAACUCUCAUCAUCCCUGACUGGGUGAGGGAUGAUGGGAGUUG
Hemicordylus capensis (graceful crag lizard) is the source of this 6776-nucleotide messenger RNA. RefSeq names its product ligand dependent nuclear receptor corepressor like (gene LCORL). Gene Ontology annotation, biological process: regulation of transcription by RNA polymerase II. The transcript is spliced from 9 exons. The record is from RefSeq and is a predicted model, not a curated record. Lineage: Eukaryota; Metazoa; Chordata; Lepidosauria; Squamata; Cordylidae. Gene Ontology annotation, molecular function: DNA binding. Gene Ontology annotation, cellular component: nucleus. Bases 361 to 5721 code for a protein of 1786 amino acids.